AUGGCUUGCAACAGAUUUCUGCUACUAUAUCGAUGCUGUCGAUUUGACGAUGUAACAACAAGACAGAACAGAGAAGCAAAUAAUAAAAUAGCAGCAUUCAGGGAGGUCAUGGAACUUUUUGCUGGGUCAUGUCGUUCUGCGUAUGCUCCAGGACCAAAUGUCACUGUUGAUGAACAACUGUGUACGUUCAGAGGAAGAUGUGGUUUUAAGGUUUACAUCCCAUCAAAGCCAGGGAAAUAUGGCCUUAAAAUUUGGAUGUGUUGCGAUUCGGACAACUUCUAUUGCUCAAAUUUACAGGUGUACUGUGGCAAGGUUGGCAAUGCUCCUGAGCGAGGACAAGGUAAAAGGGUCACACUCGACCUGACUAGUCAUCUGUUUGGCACCGGCAGAAACGUGACAACUGAUAAUUUUUUUACAAGUGUCUCAUUAUUACAAAAACUGCUGCAAAAGAGCCUUACACUCGUUGGCAUUGUACGCAAAGGCCCGGCUGGAUUUCCUCAGGAACUGUUCAAUGCUGCACACCGUGAAGAGAAGUCUUCACUGUUCAUGCUCACACCAGAUACACUAACUGUUUCUUACAUUCCAAAGCCUCGCAAGGCAGUAACACUCAUGUCAACCAUGCAUCGGGAAAAUGCUGUGGCAGACGAAGACGCGAAAUAUAAGCCAGAGACAUUUCAGACAUUGCAUAUACAACCUUCAGAAUUAGAAUAA
Molecule: messenger RNA, 711 nt
Organism: Hydra vulgaris (swiftwater hydra)
Lineage: Eukaryota; Metazoa; Cnidaria; Hydrozoa; Anthoathecata; Hydridae
Product: piggyBac transposable element-derived protein 4-like
Source: RefSeq, a predicted model, not a curated record